Dunckerocampus dactyliophorus (ringed pipefish) is the source of this 2376-nucleotide messenger RNA. It is a transcript of the gene ptenb, whose product is annotated as phosphatase and tensin homolog B. Bases 487 to 1722 code for a protein of 411 amino acids. Gene Ontology annotation, cellular component: plasma membrane; cytosol; nucleus. Gene Ontology annotation, biological process: cell motility; phosphatidylinositol dephosphorylation; protein dephosphorylation. NCBI's taxonomy places the organism in Eukaryota, Metazoa, Chordata, Actinopteri, Syngnathiformes, Syngnathidae. The transcript has 9 exons. Gene Ontology annotation, molecular function: phosphatidylinositol-3,4,5-trisphosphate 3-phosphatase activity; phosphatidylinositol-3,4-bisphosphate 3-phosphatase activity; protein tyrosine phosphatase activity. The record is from RefSeq and is a predicted model, not a curated record.
UUCGGUCACAAUCUUGACUCAUUCCGCUUCCCGCACUGAAAGCCUCAGAGAGGGUUUGGCUCUCAGCCUUCAAUCACGGCGAGGCCGCGAAGAGUCCGACGAGCUACUUGGACGUGUGGACAGUGGGACAUUUGGACGCUGAUUCUGAACUCGGAUGGUUCUGUCUUUAGAAGGAGGACCCGGAGGCCCAGGGUCGCGGUGCGAGCAGGCUGGAGGCCUCGACGCCUCCUGAUACUGACCCAGAAAAAAAGCACCGAUAGCUGGGCUGUUUGUCAGCUAGCAGGCCGGCUAGCCUGUGUCCUCUCUGGGCGUCUCCUGUCGGGAGCUGCCGGGGACCGAUGACGCCAUCUGGUUCUUUGUCAUUUUAACAUUCGAUCUACGAUCUUUUUCUGCGCCGUCGAUUUCCAUCCAGCUUGUGCUGGCUCGCUGCUUCGCUCCAGAGGCCCUCAGACAUCUCCAUCCUCCUCUUCCUCCUCCUCCGUCGUCAUGGCAGCACUCAUCAAAGAAAUUGUCAGCAGAAAUAAAAGACGAUACCAGGAGGAUGGAUUCGAUCUGGACCUGACGUACAUCUACCCUAACAUCAUCGCCAUGGGGUUCCCCGCUGAGCGUCUGGAGGGCGUGUACAGGAACAACAUUGACGACGUCGUGCGGUUUUUAGAUGCAAAACACAAGAGUCACUACAAGAUCUACAAUCUGUGUGUGGAGCGACACUAUGACACGUCCAAGUUCAACUGUCAAGUGGCCGAAUACCCCUUUGAGGACCACAACCCCCCCCAGCUGGAGCUCAUUAAGCCCUUUUGUGAAGACCUGGACCAGUGGCUGAGCGAAGACGAGCAGCACGUCGCCGCAAUCCACUGCAAGGCGGGUAAAGGUCGCACAGGGGUCAUGAUCUGCGCCUACCUGCUGCACCGGGGCAAGUUCCAGGAGGCGCAGGAAGCACUCGACUUUUACGGAGAAGUUCGCACCAGGGACAAGAAGGGUGUGACCAUCCCGAGCCAGCGACGUUACGUGACAUACUACAAUACGCUGCUGAGGAGCAGACUGCACUACACGCCGGUGGCUCUGCUCUUCCACAAGAUGCUCUUUGAAACCAUCCCCAUGUUCACUGGCGGGAACUGCAAUCCACAGUUUGUCAUCUACCAGGUGAAGGUGAAGAUCCACACCUCUAACCCCGCCUACACGCGGCGGGAAGACAAGGUGAUGAUGUUCGAGUUCCCGCAGCCUCUUCCUGUGUGCGGCGACAUCAAGGUGGAGUUCUUCCACAAGCAGAACAAGAUUUCUAAAAAGGAAAAGAUGUUCCACUUCUGGGUUAACACCUUCUUCAUACCCGGGCCAGAGGACAAUCCUGAGAAGCUGGAGAAUGGCAGCAUGGGAACUUUGCGGGAAGCUGCCGACAGGAGGCAGCAGCAGCUGGGUAGCACUGUGCUGGGAGGUGAAGGUGAAGAUGGUGACUUCCUGGUUCUGACUUUGCUGAAGAACGACCUGGACAAGGCCAACAAGGACAAAGCCAACAGGAACUUCUCGCCCAACUUUAAGGUCAAACUAUUCUUCACCAAGACUGUGGAGGAAGGUGCCAACGGCGAGGCGAGCAGCACGUCCACCUCGGUGACGCCGGACGUCAGCGACAAUGAACCGGAUCACUACCGCUACUCGGACACCACGGACUCAGACCCAGAGAAUGAGCUGUUUGACGAGGACCGCGAUCAGAUCACCAACGUGUGAUUAAGUCCCACCCCCCUGUAAUCUUCUACUCAAUGCACAGCUGGACAAUCACGUGAUCCGUCUGGGGGAGGUGGGCGGGGCCAAGAAGGCUGCAAAGACACGAGGAGGAAAAGUUGAAAAUGAAUGACAGGAAGACUCCCACAGUUCCUUGUCCUUCCCUCCUUGAUUCUGUAGACUUUGCUUUCAUGGUCCACGUUUUGGUCCUGGUGCUGGUCUGUGCUGAACCAGCAGAGGCAAAACUCCCAACUGGGAUCCUACCAGUCUGGAGAACACAAAUGUUCAUCCCACUUCCUGUCUGUCCCUACAGCACAGCCACUUGGAGACCCCUGGUGUGUUUGAUUUGAUGGCUCCGACGUGUCAGACGGGUGGAGUCAGCAUCCAUUCCUGGAGAUAACCACGGUAAUGAACUGUCAAUCAACAACAACUUCCUGGGUUUUUCUGAGCAGCAAGCAAACAGGAAGAAGACAUGGACACACUUGGGUCAUUGUUUCCUGGUUAAAAUGAUCUCAGGUUCAGUCCAUUUUGUCCCCAGAAAACACGUUAUAAGAGUGGAACGUCUCCUUUCAAAAGACAUCAAACACUGUCAAGUGAAUAAAGUAUUUAUAACAACCAACCAAAUUGUCCUUUUGCUUUAGGAGGCGGGUCAAACAUAGU